This is a messenger RNA of Zasmidium cellare ATCC 36951, 516 nucleotides long. RefSeq lists its product as uncharacterized. Bases 1 to 516 code for a protein of 171 amino acids. Lineage: Eukaryota; Fungi; Ascomycota; Dothideomycetes; Mycosphaerellales; Mycosphaerellaceae. The transcript has a single exon. The record is from RefSeq and is a predicted model, not a curated record. Gene Ontology annotation, molecular function: acyltransferase activity, transferring groups other than amino-acyl groups.
AUGGGAUCAGCACCACCCAAGCCGCAAAUCUACUGCCAUACAAUCGACCGCAACAACUCCACCGAAGAAGCCAUCGCCAGCUUCUUCGCCCUCGGCCAAGAAGUGUUCAGCAAGUUCGAACGCGGCAAUCCACCAUCGAGCCACCUCUCAACAUGGGGAAACUACAUCCAAAUUGAAGACGCCAUGGUUGCCUACACCACACAGGAGCCCGAACCAAAUCCAUCGAAAGCACUAGGCCUCUUCUUCUCCCUCCCACGCACUCACUCUCAGGUCGGAUAUGAGUUACCACACAUAUGGAUUGCAGCCGUUAAGGAACCAUAUCGGGGUCUCGGUAUGUUUCCCAUCCUCAUGAACCGAGUCAAGCAACACGCCCGCGAGUGCGGUCAUAGGGAGAUGACAGUCUGCACAUACCCCGAGCGGAUGGAGAAGAUGUACAGACUCCUACGCCAGGACGGAUGGGACGAGAUCGGCAGAACAGAAAACGGCGCCAAAGUCGUCAUGAAGCUCGCAUUGUAG